This is a messenger RNA of Saccoglossus kowalevskii, 2311 nucleotides long. RefSeq lists its product as uncharacterized. Gene Ontology annotation, molecular function: G protein-coupled receptor activity. The record is from RefSeq and is a predicted model, not a curated record. NCBI's taxonomy places the organism in Eukaryota, Metazoa, Hemichordata, Enteropneusta, Harrimaniidae. Gene Ontology annotation, biological process: cell surface receptor signaling pathway; adenylate cyclase-activating G protein-coupled receptor signaling pathway. Gene Ontology annotation, cellular component: plasma membrane.
UGAUCUGUCUUCCGAGAAUGAUGGAAUCAGUGGGUUUCUCGAAUUCCUCGAGUACUUUAAUGCCGAGUAAUUCGACUUCGACACCGGAACCGGGUACAUAUUGUACAUUAUUUGAUGGGAACGAAGGCAAAUGUGAUGCUGUGAUAGCAGUGAAGAGGUUCACAGCCUCUUUGUCUUUGAUUGGCUGCGUGUUUAUGAUAGCAGUGAUAUGGUUAUUCAAAAAGUACCAAUUUUUUGCACAGAGAUUGAUAUUAUAUCUGAGUAUAGCUGCAUUAUGUGAUAGCAUUGCAUACUUAAUGGGUGAUUUGCAUCCUGAGGGACCAUUGUGUGACUUUCAAGCAUGGUGGUUGACAUUCUUUGAUUGGUGCGUUUUACUCUGGGUUUCCUGUAUAACAUUUAAUUUAUUUUGUAAUGCCGUCAGACAGAUCAAAACAGAUCGAUAUGAGCUAAUAUACCAUGUAAUUUGCUGGGGGCUUUCACUGCUGAUUUCUCUGCUGCCAUUUAUAGGAGACCACUAUGGUCCAGCUGGUGCUUGGUGCUGGAUUAAUGGUGAAAAUGAUACAACAUGGCGUUUUGUCAUCUGGUAUGGUCCACUGUUUGUAAUUAUCUUUCUGAUGUUCUGCAUUUACUUGUACAUUAUAAUUCAUGUCAACAGGAAGGUAAAAGCCUGGGAAGGGACCUACGACCCAGAAACGGAGCGCAGCAAGCAGCUGCUGAAAGAAGAAAUAAAGCCACUAUUAGUUUAUCCAUUUAUUUAUUUAAUUAUAUCAAUCUUCCCAUUAAUUAACAGGAUCCAGAAUGCUAUAAGUCACGACCCUAUCUUUGCUUUCGUCUUACUGCAUGCCUUAACGUCUCCUCUACAAGGUGCAAUUAAUGCUAUUGUGUAUGGUCUCGAUAAAGAGACCCGGAGCCGACUUACAUGGACCCAGAUCAAGGUAGCCAUGCAGACAAAAUCUUCUGACAGAGCUCUAAUUCGAGAAUACCCGCUCGGUGGUGAGAUAGAAACUCCUGAUAUUCUAGACACGUCUGCAUACCCCCUUAGUAAUGUCAGCGACACGCUUGUUAUUCGUAACAGUGUGUCGAAUAGUAACCGGUAUUCCUAAAUUCAACUUGGGAGCUUUGGACCCGGUAAAGGUGCUAGCCAUGCUGAGUAUGAGGAGUCGCUUCUCGCAAUCUGCACUUAUCCAGGAAUACCAUGUGGAGGAUUUAACUGCUGCGGCAACCGAUAUAACAAGCGACAAUCACGACGAUCAUUUAACAGAUACAAACAAGCUCGACGACACAGCAAAUACCGAUGAGGUAGAUCUGUCUCAAGUACUUAACAAUUAGUACACAACUGUGCAGCAUGGAAGAAAAUGCGUAUAUUGCACUCUGUAAAAUCAAUAUUAUUACACCCGCCAGUAUAAUUAUUAUAACCAAAUUACUGUUCAAUGUAGACCUUGUGUUUUCUAUUUAUUCCUCUUUUGAACAGAACUUAAAUGUAGCAUUUGUUACAAAAAAUGGAACCAAGAUGGCACAACAAUGCAAAAAUUUAUUUAUAUCGUACCAUUUGCCUUUCGAUAAUGUUGAGUGUUUUAAUGUGAGAUUUGUUGUCUGAGGAGAGAGUUAAAUGUAAGGUACGCUAUUAGUGGUUAGGUUAUGAUCAUGUUUUCCUCUGCAUGUAUUAUUUGGCUACAGGGUUACUAUUAUUUGUCGAGAUAGUGAUGUCACCGUACCGUAGUGGUAAAUGCAUGUGUGUAGCAGUGUAAUAAGGAGGUAUCAAUAAUUAUGAAAAUAUAUUCCUUCCAUAGAAUAGUUUCUUCAGUAUACACUGUAAAACCAGUGUAAACCAAACACCCACAAAAUUGGUCAGUUUACAGACUUUUUUGCUGCAGUGAAACCUAGCUAAUCUGAAUGCAGGAGCUAGGAAGUUCAUGCAAAGUUUUUCAUAUAAUCAGCCAAACAGGUUUUACUGUAUCCACAAAAUAUUGUACCGGUAUAUAUUCUUAUGUAUUUUGCAUGUCAUAAUUUAUUCUUUUAUUCAUUUCGAGUGUAUGUAUGUUAAUUACAGUCCAUUAAGAAGGGCAUUUGGGGUCCAUAAUUAGUUGUCUAUAAAUGUGUGAAGUGUAAAUAUCCUUAUUUAGUGUCGUUAUAUAGGAGAAUUAUGUAUAUACUAAUUUAAGAGUGCAUGUACUAUAAUAUAGUGGGUUGUGGUUUGUUUGAUGGAGGAAAUCAAAUUGUGGCAUGUUAGGCUGAGAACUUACGAGUUGUUCAUUAUCAACAAUGUUCACAUGUACUUGUUGUACUAUUCAAAAUAUAAAUAUAUGAAAAC